AUGGCCCUCGUUAAGAGUACUAUCCUGCUAUGCUUGGUAUCAGCAAGUCAUUCAUUGUUACCGAGAGUAGCAACUACGGGAAGAUUUCAGAGCCAAGCCUGUUCGGCAGCUUCAACUCCUGUUGAACUUGAAGAUGCUAGCUCAAACAAGUCGAUUCUUCCACCUGGACGCCCUACGAAUCGCUUUGUAAGAUGGCUAUUUGAUGAUACGAUUGCUCUUCUUAGUCCGAAGGAUAUGAAGCUACUGAACCGCAAGGAAAAGUUUGGUCCAAUAUUCAAGACCAAUUUCUUGUUGCGCCCCACGGUUUUCCUCACCGACGUCGAUUACAUUGAAACAUUCUCGAAGUACGAGAGGAAAAAUAAGCACUCCUUCGAAGCAUUCUUUCCCCCUCAUCAUCACAAACUUUUUGGAGAAAACUCCCUCCUUGUGUUGUCUGGAGAGAAACAUACACGUCUUCGUGGUCUCAUCAUGGCCAGCCUGACUCCAAUCAUGACCAAGUCCUAUGAGCCACUCAUAAUGGAGAGUGUCCAGUCUUUCCUAAAAGUUCUGCGUACUGACACAAAGGAUUCCUACGCUGAACUGGUUCCAAGAAUUCGUUCUUUGUUCACUGGCAUCAUGCUGCAAGUCAUUCUGGGCACCAGAGACGUUUCGGCAGACCUUGUAAACGAUAUUUCGAUAUGGGCCCUCGGACUAGUGGCUCCGCCAUUGACAGCAUUACCAUUCACAACGGCAGGAAAAGCCAUGAAAGCCCGGGCCCGUAUUGUCGAGCAGCUAAAGAAGCUCAUGGAUGAUAGAUCGAUUCUCGACGAAUCUGGACUCUUGGCUCGACUCUUGGACGCAAGCGACGAAGACAAUGGUCGGCUAUCAAAAGGCGAGAUUAUCGACAACUUGUUUGCACUAGUGUUUGCCGGGUCAGAUACGACAGCUGCAGCUGCCACCUCAAUCUGCCUCACACUUUCCAAAAAUCCAGGGCUUCGAAAAACGAUGAGCGAGAAUCCAGAUAACAUUGAACCAUUUGUCACACAAGUACUCGAAGCCUUUCCGUCAGCUCCAUUUCAGAUGCGUGAGACGACACGAGAAAUCCGAGUCGGAGAUUAUUGUAUCCCUUCGAACUGGUUGGUUGCUUUUGGGUUCGCUGCUGCCUUGUCUGACAAUGUGCCUCCAACUCCAGAAAGGUUAAAGCCAAGUGACGACAAGGCUCCAAACUCGGUUGCUUUCGGGAGAGGACCACGAAGAUGCCCAGGCAGAUUUCUGGCGUGUUCUGAGCUUGAAGUGAUGACGCAGGCUCUGCUUGAUGUCGAGUUGGAACUCGAACCAAACCAGAAUCUGGAGCAGCAGUAUACUCCCGGCUUCUUUCCUGUGGAUGGGCUGAAGGCCAAAGUGGUCUAG
This is a messenger RNA of Cylindrotheca closterium, 1389 nucleotides long. Lineage: Eukaryota; Bacillariophyta; Bacillariophyceae; Bacillariales; Bacillariaceae. The record is from the annotation of a GenBank genome assembly.